This is a messenger RNA of Leptomonas pyrrhocoris, 1014 nucleotides long. Its product is annotated as putative TATE DNA transposon. NCBI's taxonomy places the organism in Eukaryota, Euglenozoa, Kinetoplastea, Trypanosomatida, Trypanosomatidae. The record is from RefSeq and is a predicted model, not a curated record. The transcript has a single exon. The coding region runs from base 1 to 1014 and encodes 337 amino acids.
AUGUCCUCACCCCCGGACGCACAGAUUCCAUUCUCGGCGGAAUGCGAGAAGAGGCUUAAAAUCCUUGAAACACAUCGUGCAGUUUACACAGAGGUGGAAUACAAAGAGGAGCGAAGGAAAAUUCUCGCCCUUUUAACGUCGCCUCCCCAAACGACAGUUUCAAACGAUGUCACUCUAAGCAAAACGGUCGCGUCCCACUGGGCCGAGGAAGCCCAAAAAGCCCUUUACCCUUGGUGGUCCCACAAAAAGAAGGCCGAGAACCGCCAGGCGGUGAUCGAGACACAGUUCACAAAGGGAGAACACUGGGAAAAGCUGAAGGAGAGUUUCCUGACAAACGCCAGAAAUAAGGAGCUGCCGGCGAUAAACGUACUUAUCGGGCAUUAUCUCAUGUACGCUGAAAACCUUGAGGCAUCGCGCUACAUCUUGAUGUACAUGCUCACCAACUACACCUCACAAGAGUGUGUGGAAACACACAAUUGGUACAUUGCCAAGUUAUGGGACGAAGGCACGAUGAUCUCUCGCGGCGAGCAGAUUGCCGAGUUGGCGUAUCCCCUGUUUCCGGCCUCCAUGAAUGAGCUGAACUCAAAGCUGAUCCGGGCGCAACAAAAGACGGGGACCACGAUGGCGGGAGGAGGCGAGGACCCCGUUAAGGACUUCUACAAAAAACACGAAGAGGAUGUCCUGCACGGUGGAGGCUACAUUCCUGUCUACGAUGCCCAAGGAACCCAGGUCGGAGUGGGUGACCUUGCCGAGUUGGAAAAGCAGCUCAACACGUUCACAGAACAGAUGCAUUGCAACCUGCAGAGGAUGAACAAACAAAUUGAGGACGUCAGAAAACAGCCCACUACCCAAUCAACAUACGCUCGGAGCUACACGACACGUGGAGGCAUGAGGGCCUACAGCGGCCGAGGUCGUGGUUACGGUCGGGGUGGAUACCGUGGCGGCUUCAGAGGAGGAAACAUGGACGAAUGCAUGGAAGGCGAGGACGAGCCAAAAACCGUGGCAAAAAACUGA